Populus trichocarpa (black cottonwood) is the source of this 667-nucleotide messenger RNA. RefSeq names its product probable glutathione S-transferase parC. Bases 48 to 506 code for a protein of 152 amino acids. The transcript has 2 exons. NCBI's taxonomy places the organism in Eukaryota, Viridiplantae, Streptophyta, Magnoliopsida, Malpighiales, Salicaceae. The record is from RefSeq and is a predicted model, not a curated record. Gene Ontology annotation, biological process: glutathione metabolic process. Gene Ontology annotation, cellular component: cytoplasm. Gene Ontology annotation, molecular function: glutathione transferase activity.
AGCAAAUCCCUGUCUUAAUCCAUAAUGGGAGACCCAUCUGUGAGUCAAUGAUCAUAGUUCAAUAUAUUGAUGAGGUUUGGAGCCAUAAACCUUCAUUGUUGCCUUCUGAUCCUUAUCGACGUGCACAUGCCAGGUUUUGGGCUGACUACAUCGACAAGAAGAUUUAUCCUAUUGGAAGGAAUCUAUGGGCAUCUGAAGGUGAGGUCAAAGAAUCAUCGAAGAAGGACUUGUUUCAGUGCUUUAAAAUCUUGGAAGAAGAACUCGGAGACAAGCAAUAUUUUGGGGAUGAGAGCUUUGGCUAUAUAGACUUGGCACUUAUUCCGUUCUACAGCUUCUUUUACACCUUUGAGACCCUAGGAAACUGGAGCAUGGUAGCCGAGUUCCCUAAGCUCGUGAAGUGGGGUGAGAGAUGCUUGCAAAAGGAGAGCGUCUCCAAGUCUUUAAGUGACCAAAAGGAGAUUUAUGAAGCUGCUUUGCAGAUCAAACAGGAACUGGGGAUUGAAUAAAUAUAUAAUACUGCAAAAGAAGCUUGAUAUUGUGGCAUUUUAUGUUUUUCAACUUUUGUUUAGUAAUUUUAUUUUCAUAUAUAGUUCAAGUAUCUUAAAAUACAUAAUUCAAGAAAAGAUUUAGUAACUUAAAAAUACAAUAGAAUUAUUAUUCAUGUUCA